GUGAUGUAGACAUGUAUAGAUUUAUAUGAGUAACUGUAUGAAUCCAUCAUGAUGCGCUUUUUGAUAAAGCCAUCACAAAUAGCCAUCUGUUACAUUCAAAUAGGCUACUGUAUAGGAUGCGACAGACCAGUCCAGUACCUGUUGCAUACAAGCAGGUGGUCAUCAGAGGCAGCUGUGCACACUGCAGGCAGCCCACUGAGGAUUUGGUGCACAAUUUCACAAAUUACUCUACUGUAAUGAAGGCUAUGCUGUAAAACAGCUGAGAGCGUUCAAGGGUUAUUUAUUUCCCUCUGCUCCUCUCUCUGGAGUGGGAAACGUGGGGACCGUUGAUGCGCUCAGUUUGGUGAUUCUCCAAUGUGGAUAAGUUGACAGUCACAGUCAGAUUCACUGUCAGUCUCCGCUGAUAUUGGAGGAGUUGAAACGUGGACACCUGCUCUUCUUGCCGAAUAGGCACCUCUGGCCCUUUCUACAGUGUGACGUGCUUGACCUACUAAGAUGGAGGGCAGUGGCAGUGGGUGGGCUGUAGAUCUGGCCUCUCCUGGGCCAUGUGUGGCUGGCAUGGAGGGGAAUGCCAGCGGUCAGGUUUUUGAGGUGGAGCUGCAGAACUCCUCCUCGUCCAAACGCAGCUCUCAGUUUGUGGGGGUGGAGCUGCCGCAGUCCUUCAAGCUGCUCAUCAUCCCCUGCUAUGCCCUGGUGGUGCUGAUCGGGGUAUUUGGCAACUACCUGUUGCUCUACGUCAUCUGCCGCACCCGCAAGAUGCACAAUGUCACCAACUUCUUCAUAGGGAACCUGGCCUUCUCCGACAUGCUGAUGUGUGCCACAUGUGUCCCCUUCACCUUGGCCUAUGCCUUCAACCCCCGCGGCUGGGUGUUUGGGAGGUUCAUGUGCUACCUGGUUUACCUCAUCCAGCCAGUAACGGUCUAUGUGUCUGUUUUUACUCUCACUGCUAUUGGUGUUGACAGGUACUAUGCCACAGUGCACCCUCUGAAGAAGCGGAUCUCAGUGCUGGCGUGUACCUACCUCUUAUCUGGGAUCUGGCUGCUCUCCUGUGGGCUUGUGGCCCCGGCUGUAGCCCACACGUACCAUGUGGAGUUCAAGAAUGAGGGCUUCACCAUCUGUGAGGAGUUCUGGAUGGGCAAAGAGAAAGAGAGGUUGGCCUACGCCUACAGCACACUCUUCAUGACCUACGUCCUGCCUCUCUCUGCCCUCUGCAUCUCUUACCUCUGUAUCUCUGUCAAGCUGCGUAAUUGUGUGGCGCCUGGCCACCGCACCAAGAGCCAGGCCGAGGCCCAGCGAACCCGCAAGCGUAAGACCUUCCGUCUGGUCACCUUGGUGGUGGCGGCUUUCGGCGUGUGUUGGAUGCCCAUCAGUGUAUUCAACGUGCUGCGGGACAUUGACAUUGACCUGAUUGACAAGCGCUUCUUCCUGCUCAUCCAACUGCUGUGCCACCUGUGUGCUAUGAGCUCCUCCUGCUGUAACCCUUUCCUGUACGCCUGGCUACAUGACCGCUUUCGCGCCGAACUGCGCAAGAUGUUCACCUGCCACCACCGCAUCGGCAUCCCUGCCAACAACUGUGCCACAAACAGCGUGGUGCUGUGAACCACUUCAUCCCACGCUGGAUGUGUUCAGAGAAUGUCCUGAGGUAUUUGGUCCUGGAACUAGCUGGACGAUUUUCUGUCAGGUUUUUGCAUAAGAUAAGAAUAUCAAAUGAAUACAUUAAUUUACAAUUAAGCUUAAAAUAUUUUGUGAAUAAUAGAUUGUUGUGCAUAUUAUGUACAUUUCUACAUGAAGUGGUUUUUCAUUGCAAUAAACUGUGCCACAAACAAGACUGCUGCAAAAAUGCGUACUGCAUUAGAAGUUUUCAGACAUGUUGAAAUAUCAGAAGUUGGUUGAGCAAGAUAUGGACAUCUUCUGUAUAUGCUGUUUAAAUAAGAAUGUUCUUUAUUGUUCAGGUUAUUCCCAUGAUACAAACACAGUGAUGGUUUAAUAAUA
Oncorhynchus mykiss (rainbow trout) is the source of this 1992-nucleotide messenger RNA. The record is from RefSeq and is a predicted model, not a curated record. NCBI's taxonomy places the organism in Eukaryota, Metazoa, Chordata, Actinopteri, Salmoniformes, Salmonidae.